UCCGUUCGAAAUGUCAAAGCGCCUCUGGGGCUCUGACCCCUGCGUGUUCGUGUAUUGUGAAGCACCACAAUUAAGGGAGUGGGAGACGCUGGGGCCGGAGGCAUCUGGGGAACCAGUCAAAACACGGCACAGCCUGCCAUUGUUAUCUGCUCCAUGAACGGAAGUGGUCCGCGGGGCAGAAAGAAAGGACCUGUAUCUGCUGCAAAACAUGGUUUCCGUCUUUAGUCUGUGUCCCAAACAGGAUACGCGAGCACAGCGGCUGCUUUCAGACCCACGUCACUUGUUUUUUGCGCUUUGAAUGGACAACAACAUAGUGGUCACAUUUUUACCCCCAGACUCCCAGGGACCCUCUGGAUAUCAGCUAAUUUGUUGACCUGCGGAGCAACUAUGUUGUGGAUUUUUCUACUGCAGCUCAUCAACAGCGUCGACGGUUUACCUGGAGCCGAGCAUGAGACCCUGUGCAUGUCCAACGCCUGCUUCACCCUCCAUCUGGACAGGCUGAGCUUUGCAAAGGCCCGUCAGAACUGUGUGAACAACGGAGGCUACCUGAUGACAGUCAGAGACAGAGAGGAAGAGAGCGUGCUGCGCUCGCUUCUCUCCCAGAUCCAAGGACAGCGUCAGGACAGGGCGCUUAAGUUCUGGAUUGGGCUGAAACUGAACAGAGGGAACUGUGUGUUGGCUGACAAGACUCUCAGGGGCUUUAAGUGGGUAUCUGGGGAGGAGGAUUCCAACUACUCCAACUGGGGAGAAGAACCGGUCUCCACCUGCACGGAGAGAUGUGUGAGGGUGGAUUACACUUUGUUGGGCCAGAAUCAACUGAGAUGGACCGCUGGGCCUUGCAAACACUCUGCGUUUUAUGCAUGCAAGUUUUAUUUUAAAGGAAUGUGCAAACCGUUGGCUCUGCUGGGUCCUGGGGAAAUAACCUACACUCCGCCCUUCUCAGAGGAGCCACAAAGAAGUGAAAUGAAAUCAUUUCCUCUGGGAACAUAUGCAAACAUCAUCUGCAGUGACCAGCAGCAGAACUACUCUGUGUGCAAGGGGUCGGGCGGCGUCUAUCGGUGGACCGAGCCGGGUCCCUUUUGCAAAACAGGACUGCGAAAUUGCGCAAUCGGCAACGGCGGAUGCGAACAGCUGUGUCAUCAGGACGGUGGUGAGGUCCGAUGCUUCUGCGGAGAAGGUCACGACCUGGACGACGACGGACUCUCCUGCAGGGUGAAAGACUUGUGCGCCGUCGCUACCUGUGAGCAUCAGUGCGUAAUGGGGGAGUCUGGAUAUUCCUGCAAAUGUCGACAUGGGUUCACACUGGAUGAAAACCAGUACAACUGCUCUGACAUCGAUGAGUGCCGGGCACAAGCCUGUGGGGAUCAUUCGUGCGUGAACGCGCUCGGCAGUUACACGUGUGCGUGUAAAGAUGGCUACCAAAUGGUCCACGGUGAGUGCAGUGACGUGGACGAGUGCGCACAAUCGAGAUGCGAGCACGGCUGCUUGAACAACAUGGGGUCCUUCUCCUGUUACUGCAACGAGGGCUUCACCUUAUCGCCGGACGGCCACUCGUGUGCGGACGUCGACGAAUGUGUCAGCAGUAGCUGCCGGUUCACAUGCGUCAACUCCGUGGGCAGCUUCUUGUGCACGUGCCCGCGGGGCUUCUAUCUGGAGGCCGAUGGGUCGACGUGCGCCCCGGACGUGACCGAGACGUCGGCUGCUCCGCCAGAUGACGCACCUGGCGAGGACUUUACUGAGUCCUUAACCGGAACCGCGGUGGAGCUGCAGCACCGGCCCCCCCACACGGACGCGCCCCUCCCAGACCUGGUGAACGUCACGCAAAGUGGUCAGCAGAGCAACGCGUCCCUGGCGCCGAGUUUCGUCAAGCCCGUCAACUCCAGGGUCAUAGUGUGCGUCCUCGGCUCGGUCGUUCCUCUGCUCGUGCUGGUCGCGGUGACCUUGGCUAUUGCAGUCUUCCGGUGCAGUCGCUCCAAAAAAGAAGCCAAGAAAAAAACGACUACGGAUGGUUACUGUUGGGUGUCCUCUGGUCUGGAUCCGCGUUUAGAGAAACUGUACGAGUCCAUUUUGACUGAUGACCUAUGACCCCCUGGUCACGGAGGAGAACUGUCUGUAUUAUUGUUUAUUUAUCUAAUUUAAAAAAAAAAUUGCAACCCAUGUUAGUUAGGCUGUGUGCUGUUAUCAAAUCAUUACAUAUCAAAUAAAGUUUUUGUGUGAUGUGGCUCACAGGUAUAGACAUUGCAGUCAUAUAGAGAAGAACCAUGUUGGAUGAAAGAAAAAAUAUGAUAAACAUGACUGUGCAGGUAGUGCAAAUAUGUGGGGGAGCUGAGAGGAGUUUGUGCUGGAGGUUCUGUUAAAAGUGUGCAUUUUGAUGUCAAGAUCAGUGUUACCUGCCAAGCAGAGUGAGACGUGUGUGUGUGUGUGUGUGUGUGUGUGUGUGUGUGUGUGUGUGUGUGUGUGUGUGUGUGUGUGUGUGUGUGUGUGUGUGUGUGUGUGUGUGUGUGUGUGUGUGUGUGUGUGUGUGUGUGUGUGUGUGUGUGUGUGUGUGUGUGUGUGUGUGUGUGUGUGUGUGUGUGUCUGGCCAAUCGAACGUGGUGUGCUCCAUUCGAAAAAGGGGCCGUUCUCUCUCUCCGCCAUUUGGAUUGUUCAUUCUGCCCUCUGCCUGUCAGACGAGUCUUUUGUGUGCUGAAUAGUCGUGAGACAAACUUUGUUGAUGUAUUUCUGUGGUGGGUACCCAUACCUUUAGCAAUAAAGUAGGUGAUUCAUGUUAGACACACUUGGAUUAAGGGUUGGUGCCACAUGUGUAUUUCUUUCUAAAGCCUUUUAGUGAGACGAGUCAGUUGGGUCUUUGUUUUGUGAAUUGUUUCUUUUUAUGAUAGUAGUCAGUUAGGCGUUGUUUUGUUUUCUUAAUUUCAAUUAUUUGGCACCAGCACCUGUUGGCACAACUUUUGAACUAACUGUUCAAAUAAACCUAAAGUUUAUUUACACAUUCA
This is a messenger RNA of Scophthalmus maximus (turbot), 2993 nucleotides long. RefSeq names its product complement component C1q receptor. The record is from RefSeq and is a predicted model, not a curated record. NCBI's taxonomy places the organism in Eukaryota, Metazoa, Chordata, Actinopteri, Pleuronectiformes, Scophthalmidae. Bases 388 to 2085 code for a protein of 565 amino acids. The transcript has a single exon. Gene Ontology annotation, molecular function: calcium ion binding.